AGCGUAAGCAAAACUGCCUCUAUCGAUCGAAAGCACAAACUCCCGAGAACUUGAAAUCUGAAAUUCCAAAUCAUUUCCCCGAAUUCCCACAGUCUCUCUCUCUCUCUCUCUCUCUCUCUCUCUCUCUCUCUCUCUCUCUAUCUAUCUGAAAUCCAAACAUGGGCACCUCUCAGAGCCGCGAAGGUCAAUACCUCUCAGACUCUGAAUCAGACUACCAAUCGGAGGAGGAGCAGGAAGAAGAAGUCCACUACGACGCCGUUCAUCGCCAAGAGACCCCUCGAAGCACCUCAUCUACCUCAUCUAGAAAAGCUCUAGACGAAAUCGAUACCAAACUCAAAUCUCUAAAGCUCAAAUACCCAAAUUCCCAACAUGAUCUCCCUAAUCAACCGGUCAAGCUGUAUCUCCAUAUCGGCGGCAACACCCCUUCCGCCAAGUGGGUCAUCUCUGAUAAGCGCACUUCUUACAAAUUCGUUAAAAACUGUAAAGUCGACGGCAGUGAUGGUUCUGAUCAAGAAGAGGAAUCUCAAGGUGGAGAUAGCCCCUCAUGGAUUUUGAGAGUUGGGUCCAAAGUUAGGGCUAGAGUUUCCACGGAAAUGCAAUUGAAGAUGUUUGGAGAUCAACGGCGCGUGGAUUUUGUUAACAAUGGAGUCUGGGCAUUGAAAUUUUACACUGACGAGGAGUAUAGAAAAUUUGUGACCCGAUUUCAGGAUUGUCUAUUUGAGAAUGUUUAUGGGCUUGAAGCCACCGAAGAGAAUAAGAUGAAAGUUUAUGGGAAGGAAUUUAUCGGCUGGGUUAAUCCAGAAAUUGCCGAUGAUACGAUGUGGGAGGAUGCCGAGGAUGAUAGCGCUUCCGGCAAAAACACACCUGUGCGUGUAGAUCAGGAUUUGAUGGAGGAGUUUGAGGAGGCGGCUAAUGGGGGUGUGCAAAACUUGACUUUAGGUGCUUUGGAUAAUAGUUUCUUGGUUAAUGAUUUGGGUGUUCAAGUUUAUAGGAAUUAUCAUAAAGGCAUUUAUGGGAAGGGUAUUUGUGUGAAAUUUGAUAAUAGAAGUGGAGCUAGUUCGGAGCAAUCUACCCCUAAAAAGGCAAUGCUUAUGAGGGCAGAAACGAAUAUGAUGUUAAUGAGUCCAUUAAAGGGAGGGAAGCCAAAUUCAACAGGAAUUCAGCAGCUUGAUAUUGAAACGGGAAAGAUUGUGACAGAGUGGAAGUUUGGGAAAGAUGGGACUGAGAUUACAAUGAAAGAUGUAACAAAUGAUACUAAAGGGUCUCAAUUGGACCCAUCCGAGAGUACCUUUCUGGGUUUGGAUGAUAAUAGGUUAUGUCAAUGGGAUAUGAGAGAUAAGAGAGGGAUGGUGCAGAGUAUUGGGGGUGAUUCUCCAGUUUUGCAUUGGAGUCAGGGGCAUCAGUUCUCAAGAGGGACUAAUUUUCAAUGCUUUGCGAGUACAGGUGAUGGAUCUAUUGUUGUUGGAUCACUUGAUGGCAAGAUUAGGUUGUAUUCGAGGACAUCAAUGAGGCAGGCUAAGACAGCUUUUCCUGGGCUUGGCUCGCCUAUUACUCAAGUGGAUGUUACAUAUGAUGGGAAGUGGGUCUUGGGGACAACGGACACAUAUUUGAUCCUUAUUUGCACUCUGUUUACGGAUAAGGAUGGCAAGACUAAGACUGGAUUUAGUGGUCGAAUGGGAAAUAAGAUACCAGCUCCGAGAUUAUUGAAGCUGACUCCUCUGGAUUCACACUUGGCUAGUGCGAACAAUAAAUUUCAUGGUGGUCAUUUCUCCUGGGUCACUGAGAAUGGUAAACAAGAACGACACCUAGUUGCCACAGUGGGCAAGUUCAGUGUGAUAUGGGACUUCCAACAGGUGAAGAACAGCGCCCAUGAAUGCUACCGUAAUCAGCAAGGUCUCAAGAGCUGUUAUUGUUAUAAGAUAGUGUUGAAGGAUGAGUCCAUUGUUGAAAGUCGUUUCAUGCAUGACAAUUAUGCUGUUAGUGACUCCCCAGAAGCUCCAUUGGUGGUGGCAACCCCCAUGAAAGUCAGCUCUAUUAGCCUUUCUGGCAAGCGGUCUCGAGGCUGAAACACUUUUGUUAAUAUGUACAAAUUCUUUUCUUUAUGUGUAGUUUGCUUCUGCUGUCAUUUCCAAUUCAAUAGUUGUUCUUUCUUUCCCCAUCUUGUAUUUGAUUUGGGCUUUGUAUUUAGCGAGAACAUAUAAAUGAUUGUUUCUGUUUCAAGGACAUUGUAGGCAUAAAAAAGUAGAGCAUUUGUAUC
Molecule: messenger RNA, 2257 nt
Organism: Hevea brasiliensis (rubber tree)
Lineage: Eukaryota; Viridiplantae; Streptophyta; Magnoliopsida; Malpighiales; Euphorbiaceae
Product: protein CYPRO4
Exons: 2
Coding region: 159-2066 (635 amino acids)
Cellular component (GO): cytoplasm; nucleus
Molecular function (GO): protein binding
Source: RefSeq, a predicted model, not a curated record